Messenger RNA from Pipistrellus nathusii (Nathusius's pipistrelle), 1539 nucleotides. The record is from the annotation of a GenBank genome assembly. Lineage: Eukaryota; Metazoa; Chordata; Mammalia; Chiroptera; Vespertilionidae.
AUGGACCUCAAGGAGAGCCCCAGCGAGGGCAGCCUGCAGCCCUCCAGCCUCCAGAUCUUUGCCAACACCUCCACCCUGCACGGCAUCCGCCACAUCUUCGUGUACGGCCCCCUGACCAUCCGGCGCGUGCUCUGGGCCGUGGCCUUCGUGUGCUCGCUGGGCCUGCUGCUGGUGGAGAGCUCCGAGAGGGUGUCCUACUACUUCUCCUACCAGCACGUCACCAAGGUGGACGAGGUGGUGGCCCAGAGCCUGGUCUUCCCGGCCGUGACCCUCUGCAACCUCAACGGCUUCCGCUUCUCCAGGCUCACCACCAACGACCUGUACCACGCCGGGGAGCUGCUGGCCCUGCUCGACGUGAACCUGCAGAUCCCGGACCCGCACCUGGCGGACCCCACCGUGCUGGAGGCCCUGCGGCAGAAGGCCAACUUCAAGCACUACCGGCCCAAGCAGUUCAGCAUGCUGGAGUUCCUGCACCGCGUGGGCCACGACCUCAAGGACAUGAUGCUCUACUGCAAGUUCAAAGGGCAGGAGUGUGGCCACCAGGACUUCACCACGGUGUUUACAAAAUAUGGGAAGUGUUACAUGUUUAACUCAGGCGAGGAUGGCAAACCUCUGCUCACCACGGUCAAGGGGGGGACAGGCAACGGGCUGGAGAUCAUGCUGGACAUUCAGCAGGAUGAGUACCUGCCCAUCUGGGGAGAGACAGAGGAAACGACGUUUGAAGCAGGAGUGAAAGUUCAGAUCCACAGUCAGUCUGAGCCGCCUUUCAUCCAAGAGCUGGGCUUUGGGGUGGCACCAGGGUUCCAGACGUUCGUGGCCACGCAGGAGCAAAGGCUUACAUACCUGCCGCCUCCGUGGGGUGAGUGCCGAUCCUCAGAGAUGGGACUCGACUUCUUUCCUGUUUACAGCAUCACCGCCUGUAGGAUCGACUGUGAGACCCGCUACAUCGUGGAAAAUUGCAACUGCCGCAUGGUACACAUGCCAGGGGACGCGCCUUUCUGUACCCCCGAGCAGCACAAGGAGUGUGCAGAGCCUGCGCUGGGUCUGCUGGCGGAAAAGGACAGCAGUUACUGUCUCUGCAGGACACCCUGCAACCUGACCCGCUACAACAAGGAGCUCUCCAUGGUGAAGAUCCCCAGCAAGACGUCCGCCAAGUACCUCGAGAAGAAGUUUAACAAAUCAGAAAAAUAUAUCUCAGAGAACAUCCUUGUCCUGGAUAUAUUUUUUGAAGCUCUCAAUUACGAGACAAUUGAACAAAAGAAGGCGUAUGAAGUUGCUGCCUUACUUGGUGACAUUGGUGGCCAGAUGGGGUUGUUCAUUGGUGCUAGUAUCCUCACAAUACUAGAGCUCUUUGAUUACAUUUAUGAGCUGAUCAAAGAGAAGCUAUUAGACCUGCUGGGCAAAGAAGAGGACGAAGGGAGCCAUGAUGAGAACGUGAGCACCUGUGAGACGAUGCCAAACCACUCCGAAACCAUCAGCCACACUGUGACUGUGCCCCUGCAGACGGCCCUGGGGACCUUGGAGGAGAUCGCCUGCUGA